AUGGCACUUUGGGGACUGAUUGUCCUCAGCGCCUUGUUAGCUGUGGAUGCAAAGUUGGUCACCGAUUAUCCCGUGAAUUCGCAGCUGCCUCCCGUGGCUAGAGUGUCACAACCAUUCGAGUAUACCUUCUCCGAAAACACGUUCGGUGGUGUCGAUGCGAACACUGUAUACUCGCUCUCAAACGCUCCAUCAUGGUUGCGUGUGGAUAGUGGGAGGCGUACCUUUUCAGGUACUCCUAAGAAGGACGAUGAGGGUACGGCCGAAUUCGUGCUAGUAGCAUCAAAUGGACCCGAGUCCGCUGGCAUGGUGGUUACCUUCAUCGUAACGAAGGACGAUGGUCCAAAAUUAGGAAAACCACUUCUUCCUCAGCUUGAACAUACUGGGGCAACAUCGGCCCCCUCCACAAUUCUCAUUCACUCAGGCGAUUCGUUUUCCAUAGCUUUCGACCCCGACACUUUUACCAACACGCGACCUUCUACUGUAUAUUAUGGGACAUCUCCGAACAAUGCCCCUUUACCGUCCUGGAUUGGAUUUGACCAGUCGAAUCUCCAAUUUUCGGGUACGGCUCCUAAUAUUGGACCACAAACCUUCAGUUUUAACCUAGUGGCUUCGGACGUGGCAGGCUUCGGUGCAGCCUCCGCUAGUUUCGAUAUAACAAUCAGUCCACACAUAUUGUCGUUUAAUGAGAGUGUACGAACGUUCUUUGUCAGCGGAGGGAAAGAAUUCAAUAGCCCCCGAUUUGAUGAUGCCCUGGCUUUGGAUGGCCGCAAGCCAGUGCCGGCUGACUUGAUUGGUAUUAAAAUUGAGUCUCCCGACUGGCUUAAAUUGGACAAGGAGUCGAUUUCUCUUAGUGGUAAUCCUCCAGUCGGUGGGAAAGACGAGAAUGUAACAAUUUCCGUCAGAGACAGAUAUCAGAAUGAAGCGAAACUACUCAUCACUUUGCAGUACUCACAUUUUUUUCGUGGCGUGAAGGGGUGCAAUGCAGUCAUCGGUGAAUAUUUUACGUUUGUUUUUGACAACACUGUCUUGGCAAAUGACUCGUUUCAGCUUGAAGUGGAUCUUAGAAACAAUCUCCCUUGGUUGCACUACAACUCUGACAAUAAGACACUUUACGGACAAGUCCCAUCUGAUAUCAGCCCGGGCGAAUCAUCUAUCAAACUUACUGCUCGCAACGGAACGGCUCAGGACACCCGAAACUUUACAAUUAAUGCUGUGGAGGGCACAAGUCCACAUACAUUUGAUUCCGGUGGUGGCGAUAUCCAUGGAAGGAAAGCUGGAAUCAUUGCAGCCGCCGUUGUUGUACCUGUUGUGUUUGUCAUGAGCUUCCUCUUCCUCUUCUACUGUUGGUGCCGUAAACGCAGGAUAGCGCUACGGGACGAUAGUUUCGCGCCUUCGGAGAAAAUCCCGCCUCUAGGGUUAAAGACAUCAAAGCUACCGCACUGCGAACCCUUCGAAGACAUGGCCCAAGGGAGUCCACCGCAAAUUGUCAGGAGUCCCUCGCCGAUAUCGAAACCCCCAAGGUUGGAAUUGAUACCGUUGUGGAAUAACCAGUCCUUUCCACGACGACGAGCAAACACAUGCGUCAACCAGGGAAGAUGCUGCUACAAACUCCACGACUGGAUGGGAUUUCGCACCACCCAAAAAACGCUAAAGCACACGAGGAAACGCAAGUUGAAGAUGCACACACGCAGCCCAAACGCCUAUCGUUCCAAAGCAGCCCACCUACACUCGAUGCAAUCAUCCAGGUCCAAGAGGCUUUCUAAGCGCUCGAGUGGGAUCUCCUCCAUUGCAUCGGGCUUACCCGUAAGGCUCAGCGGCGCUGGACAUGGGGCAGGUGGGUUUGGGCCUCCAGGUCAUGGGGUUGUCCGGGUGUCGUGGCAAAAUACGCGUACGUCCUUCCAGAGUGAUGAGAGCGGUGUUGGAAACCUGGCGCCCUUGUUUCCUCGGCCUCCUCGGGACCGAGAUAGCCCGGAGUAUCCGAAGCGUAUGAGCUUGCGAACCGUGGAGCCGGAUAACUUGACGAUCAGUGAAUCUGAUUCGCUGGAUGUGUUUGUUCACAGUCGGGCGAAACAUCGUAACUCUUCCAACCCUCUGUUUGCAGGUCAGCUCAGCCGUCGCACAUCCACUGGCCUGCGCGCUUUGGAGAGGGCUCGAAGUAACGCUAGUCGGACCGAUACCAUCAACAGCUCCAAGUACGUUGAGGACAAUAGGGAGUCCAUCCGCGAUCGUCCCUGGUCUACGGCCAUGUCGGCAUCCAUCUAUACUGAUGACAAUCGACGAUCCGCUUACCUAGAAUCUUUGUCCGAGGAAUCCUUGAAUAUGCAGCCAGUGGCUCCGAUUGGAAAAGGGCCAAGCCAAUCAAGCCUGGCGCAGAAAUACUCGGAGACACUUCCUCGCUUCUACAGUGAAUUAAGCUUGAGUAGUAGACGUCGGGCGGAGGCCAGCCUUCCCGAGAGCGGAUCGGGUAAUUUUCAGGCUCUCACGGAGGAGCAAGGUAUCCAGGCUGGCCGUCGCGACUCAUUGCAAUCCAACUCGUAUCUGCAGGAUGGCAUGGAUGGCGGUACGCCAAUCCCAGCCCCAGUGCGAAAGAGUUCUUCUUUUUCAACCGCUGCAUUCGAUGGUAAGAUCCGUCGGGUGAGCUUGAUUCGAUUAGCGGAGAGAGACGUGAACGGCCGCCGAGGACUCUCCAGGGACUUGAACAGCAGCAUAAAGAGUGAUAUAGCAUUUGUAUAA
This is a messenger RNA of Aspergillus tanneri, 2733 nucleotides long. Its product is annotated as putative transmembrane glycoprotein. Bases 1 to 2733 code for a protein of 910 amino acids. The transcript has 2 exons. The record is from RefSeq and is a predicted model, not a curated record. Gene Ontology annotation, molecular function: calcium ion binding. Gene Ontology annotation, cellular component: membrane. Lineage: Eukaryota; Fungi; Ascomycota; Eurotiomycetes; Eurotiales; Aspergillaceae.